Messenger RNA from Homalodisca vitripennis (glassy-winged sharpshooter), 1676 nucleotides. Its product is annotated as pyridoxal phosphate homeostasis protein. Gene Ontology annotation, cellular component: intracellular anatomical structure. The transcript is spliced from 7 exons. Gene Ontology annotation, molecular function: pyridoxal phosphate binding. NCBI's taxonomy places the organism in Eukaryota, Metazoa, Arthropoda, Insecta, Hemiptera, Cicadellidae. The record is from RefSeq and is a predicted model, not a curated record. Bases 390 to 1193 code for a protein of 267 amino acids.
CAGUUAAGUAAAAAAUCUUAAAAUUGUUUGGUAAGGUAUUGUUAGGAACCAAAAAUGUUUUUCAUUUAUUUAUUUGAAACUGUGACAGAUACAACUAGCUGUAACUACAAAUCUUUUAUAUUUGAAAGUUGAUUUAAAUUUUGCGCAUACUGUUUCAGUACUUUGAAAUUAUGUAUUUCUUUCUUAUGUAUUACUUAAUUCUUUCUUGUGGUGUUGCCGACUACCUAUGUCAUGAAGGUGUUGAAAGUGGUUUGAAAGAUAUGUAUAAAAAAAUAUUCUUGGCAGCUGAAAACCGGUCAAAGAGAUAAUAAACCAUGCUAGGCAUUCACCGUGUUCAUCUUAGUAUAAUAUAUGUUGACAGUGUUAAUAUUCGAGAACUUUAAUCUACGAUGGAAAGUGGGAAAUACACUUGGAUCUUUGAAAAUUUAGAACAUUUUCGCACCUAUGUACAAGAAUAUUUUAAUCACUUACCAAACAUCAAACCAAGGCUGGUAGCAGUCAGCAAAACUAAACCCAAAGAGUUGAUCUUUGCUGCAUACGAUUAUGGUCAGAGACAUUUUGGAGAAAACUAUAUUCAAGAAUUAGUAGAAAAAAGUAAUGAUCCAGAGGUGUUAGAAAAGUGUAAAGAUAUAAAAUGGCACUUCAUUGGAAAUCUACAAAGUAACAAGAUAAAGAAAAUAGUUGCUGUUCCUGGAAUAUUUGUAGUAGAAACAGUGGACACAGAGAAGCUCGCUACUAUGCUAGAUAAUGCAUGGUCUAAACAGGAGAAACCCAACAAGGAAAAACUGAAUGUGAUGGUUCAAAUAAAUACCAGUGGAGAGGAAGCCAAGAAUGGUGCUGAGCCUGCCAAAGCUGUCCCUCUUUCCAAACACGUUGUGGAAAAUUGUCCCAAUCUGCAGUUGAUGGGGCUUAUGACUAUUGGAAGGCUUGACCAUGACUUAACUAAAGGGCCCAACCCAGAUUUCCAGGUUCUGCUUCAAUGUCGGGAAGAUGUUUGUAAGGCUCUCAACAAGAGGCCAGAAGACUUGGAGCUAUCUAUGGGAAUGUCGAAUGAUUUUGAACAUGCUAUUGAAGUUGGAAGCACAAAUGUUCGAGUUGGAUCCUCGAUAUUUGGAGCCAGAGAAUACAAGAAACCUGCAACUAAACCUGAAGAUUCUGUUACUGAACACUUGGCACAAACUAGUAUCAGUUAAUAGACACAAUCUAUUUUGGACUUUGAAAUAUUCCACUCAAGCAUCUAUAUUAUGGAAAACAUAUAUUUACUGACUACUGGUAUUAUAGAAAAACAAGAUUGUAGAAAUCUAAGCUACAUACUUUGUCGAAGGAAAUAAGUUGGUCAGUUAAUUUUGAGUACAGUAAAUCUUGUCAUAUCUGGCCUGGUGAUUGACAAAAAACGUUUUAUAACUGUAAGCUCUGCGAUCAAGUAUUUGAGGGUGUAACAAAAGGAUCGGUCUUUGUUUGUCCUCUUGAUGACCUUACCUAUUGAAAUUUUCAAAACAAUGAUUCAAUGAUUUUUGAAACUGUGAUAUCUUGCACCAGCUUUUGAAUGUACUUUGAGAGAUGUUGUAGUAAUGAGGUAAUAGUUUUUUGAACAAGUUAAAAGCUGAAUGAUAAAUACUGUACUUUAUUGAAUGUUUAUAGUUUCUAAAAUAAAUUUAUAUCUAUGUCCUUUUUAA